AAAUUAUCUUUUAUUGACGUUGUUGUCGGUGUGGGUGACGCCUCUGGUGUAUGGUAAAGUCUGCCUCAACCUACCACCCGGUCUGGCAAAGAUUAUCAGGGGCGUGGACAUGGCCAAACUUGACCUGUUGCCCGUGGAGAUUGUGGGUGACGACGGUAUUAUGAAACCAGUUUUCCCCCUGACCUGUGACGAUGAACGCGAGUGGAAGGAUGCUAAAGGCAAAAAGUAUGAGUUGCCAGAUCAGAUUUGGCAGAUCACUACGGUGCCCGGGGGGUACACGACGUCUGAGGUGAGCACUAGCACGUCAUACAGCGACGUACGUUCACAUUUGGCCAGCAGUGUUAGCGUAGACGCCGCCAUUGGAGAUUUCUCCUUCUCUAUCAGCAACACGUACAAGAAAAUGCAGACCUCUAUCACAAACGGCUCCAGGUAUUUAUCGGAAGUUACGUCAUUUGCCGGAGCUUCCCGAAUGGACGUCGUUCCUCCGGCCGAUUUGGAGCUAGACAGUUAUCCUAAGGAAUAUGUUGACAAAAAACUGAACGUGACAUUUGAAAGUAACCCCGAUAUCUACUACAAGUUUAUUGAGAUUUACGGUACGCACUACUGGUCCAGGGCCAACUUUGGUGGUUAUGUCAAGAUGGUUUGCGAGACAACGAAAGAAUACUUUGAGUCCUCUACGCAGACUGAAAUCGAGGCCAAUGCUCAGGCGACAUUCGUUGUUAUGGUGGGAGGGGGUGGGGGAACGGGGAAAGGAAGCGCCAGUCAAAGCUACACUUCUAAUACCAAAACAUCAAUCAAGUUUUACGGAGGAGACCCAAACGUUCUCGCUAAAGACGGCUUCGCUAAAUGGCAACCCACUGUUGACAGCGACCCCUGGUUGUUCUCUGGGAGACUAAAACCCAUCAGCGAUUUGUUCAAAAACGCCACAAAGAAAGCCGAAAUGGUUAAAGCUGUUAAGAAUUAUCUGAUCAAAAACUAUAUCUUAGAGCAAGAACGUCUCGUUCUUGCGGCUAAAGCCAGGUCCGAUAAUAAUAUCGUAAACCAACUUCUAGCAGACGUUUUACAGCUUAAGAAAGCUGCUUUCCCUGUAGAAUGGGAUGUUACCGUCCAGGGGAUGCGGAUCGCCAAGUACUUUUCAACCCCAACAUGGUUUUUGAAGAGCAAACUUUGUAUGAUCUGGAAGGGAACAAAAGACGCAGCACAGUGCGGUGGUUCUGGUGUCCCAGCUCAGAUCUGUGCCCAAACCAACAACAUGACGCAGUGGUACCUUGACAACACUGACAGCAGACAGGGGGGCUGUAAGAUGCAAUGGGGAAUACUGUCAUCUGGUUAUGAGGGUUUUUUUGAAUCGAUAAGUAUCUGUUAUGAGUUUGCUGCUGAGAACGAUAUUGCACAAUGCGGCGGGCUCGCCGGUAGAAGCUACUGCUCUCCCACUAUAAACAACUUCACGACCGAAUACUUAGACGAUACAGCCGGACGUAAAGGAGGAUGCAAGAUGCGAUGGAUGCUGAAAGUGCCGACGAGCGUAGCGCCGAUAUGGAUGCAGGCUGUUCAGCUGUGUUUCAAGUGGGAAGCUGAUGGUGACGCAGCUCAGUGCGGUGGCGGAGCUGAAAAUUCCCAAUGCGUGAAUUCAAAUCAGUGGACCAAGUUUUACACGGACACCACCGAUGAUAGGAAGGGCGGCUGUAAGAUGAGUUGGGGCCUCAAGUCCGCUUAAAGGUGCCAAGACGAUAGUCAAAUCUCUUUCAAUGCUGUCACUGUUUAAAGGUCUUUAACACCAAGUAACUG
Molecule: messenger RNA, 1788 nt
Organism: Physella acuta
Lineage: Eukaryota; Metazoa; Mollusca; Gastropoda; Physidae
Product: perivitellin-2 67 kDa subunit-like
Source: RefSeq, a predicted model, not a curated record